AUGAGAAGACAUGCUCUGAGCGAACUUCGGAUGGCUCGGAAACCGGAAGAGGUUAUCACACGGUUUGAACGAGGAAGAUUUGCACAUGAUGAGGAAUGCUAUCGUCAAUAUAUUGCUGCUCUGGUGGAAACUGGACAGCAAAGCAAAGUCAUUCCUGAUUUGAUGAACCGACUGCAACGCGAAGGAGGUAAAGGCGAAUUAGCGGACGUACUUGCGGGCGUACGAAGAAAUGGCGAGCUUGGAAUGGGCAACACUCAAAAAGACCCAAUCUAUGUCGUGGUUGAAGAAGCCCGUGGGUAUUUUGUGUGGCGUAUUCUUCGUUGGGUGGGUGUCACUGUCACCUACGCAUUUUGUUUCUUGACCGUGUUAUCGCUUGCUUUGGAAAAUUCAGGCCUGCUCAAGACGACGACGACUCCACAAACUGAAUAUGAGCCAUCUUCGCAACAGGUGGUCAAAUUCACUGAUGUGCAAGGGUGCGACGAAGCCAAACAAGAGUUGGAAGAAUUGGUCCAGUUCCUCAAGAAUCCACAUCGCUUCACAGAACUCGGUGGCAAACUGCCCAAGGGUGUGUUGCUAACAGGGCCUCCAGGUACUGGUAAGACUCUGUUAGCGCGUGCAGUGGCUGGCGAGGCUGGCGUUCCCUUUUUCUUCAUGAGCGGAAGUGAGUUCGAUGAGAUGUACGUGGGUGUCGGUGCACGUCGUGUGCGUGAUCUAUUCGCUGCUGCUCGAAGAAAGGCACCCAGUAUUGUAUUUAUUGACGAACUUGAUGCGAUCGGAUCGAAGCGUAAUCCUAAAGAUUCGACGUACAUGAAACAAACCCUGAAUCAGCUUCUGGUCGACUUGGACGGUUUCUCACAGACAGAAGGCGUGAUCUUUAUUGCUGCCACCAAUUUCCCGGAGCUCUUGGAUAAGGCCUUGGUGAGACCCGGUCGUUUUGAUCGCAUGGUUAACGUCCCACUCCCGGAUGUACGCGGUCGCAUGCAGAUACUGAAGCAUCAUAUGAAGGCAGUGAUGAUGGCACCCGAUGUGGAUGUCUCUGUGAUUGCAAGGGGAACACCUGGAUUUAGCGGUGCGGAGUUGGCGAAUUUAGUGAAUUUGGCAGCUAUCCAGGCAAGCAGAGAGAAUGUGCGAGAAGUCGAUAUGCGUCAUCUGGAGUAUGCCAAGGACAAGAUCAUCAUGGGUGCCGAGAGAAGAAGUGCAGUGAUUACGGAUGAAAGCAAAAAAUUGACAGCAUAUCAUGAAGGCGGUCAUGCAUUGGUAGCCUAUUAUACCCCCGGCGCCAUGCCUUUGCACAAAGCGACGAUUAUGCCUCGUGGGCGAGCGCUAGGAAUGACAGUCCAGCUUCCCGAAAUGGACAAGGAUUCCUUUACGCGUCGAGAAUUCUUGGCACAGCUAGAUAUAUGUUUGGGUGGGCGUAUUGCGGAAGAGCUGAUAUUUGGUUCUGACAAUGUCACGAGCGGUGCCCAUAGCGACAUUGUCAAAGCAACCGAGGUUGCUAAGCGAAUGGUGCGACAUUAUGGCAUGAGCGAGAAAAUCGGACCUGUUGAGUAUGACGAUGAGGAUAUGCAGCUCUUAUCUACGGAUACAAAGCAGCUCAUCGAAGGAGAAAUCAAGGAAUUUGUCAUGAGUGCCGAGUUGCGUGCAAGAAAGGUUCUUACAGAGCACAUGGAUGAGCUCCAUCGAUUAGCCAAGGCAUUGAUAGAGUAUGAAACGUUAACACAGCAAGAGAUUAUUGACGUAAUUCAAGGGAAACCUAUUCGACGAUAA
Molecule: messenger RNA, 1767 nt
Organism: Zychaea mexicana
Lineage: Eukaryota; Fungi; Mucoromycota; Mucoromycetes; Mucorales; Lichtheimiaceae
Product: peptidase family M41-domain-containing protein
Exons: 7
Coding region: 1-1767 (588 amino acids)
Biological process (GO): protein quality control for misfolded or incompletely synthesized proteins; mitochondrion organization
Cellular component (GO): mitochondrial inner membrane
Molecular function (GO): ATP hydrolysis activity; metalloendopeptidase activity; ATP-dependent peptidase activity
Source: RefSeq, a predicted model, not a curated record